Messenger RNA from Lotus japonicus, 1829 nucleotides. RefSeq lists its product as uncharacterized. Bases 1 to 1704 code for a protein of 567 amino acids. The record is from RefSeq and is a predicted model, not a curated record. Gene Ontology annotation, cellular component: catalytic step 2 spliceosome. Gene Ontology annotation, biological process: mRNA splicing, via spliceosome. NCBI's taxonomy places the organism in Eukaryota, Viridiplantae, Streptophyta, Magnoliopsida, Fabales, Fabaceae. The transcript has 2 exons. Gene Ontology annotation, molecular function: RNA binding.
AUGGCGCUCAGCAUGGAAUCCCGUCGAAGGUACGACGAGGAUAACCGCAAGCGUGGCCGGCGGAGAGAGGAGGAGGACCGUCGCAGACGCAACGACCGCCGGGACAGUGGGGAAGAGAUGGACAAUGUUGAAAAAUUAGAGCGCAAGAGAGGUCUACUAAAUCACAAUGGACGCAGGGAACCCCGUCUAAGGUACGCCGACGAGCGAGACCGAAGGCGAGCCGAUGAAGAUAAUGUGAAGAGAGUUGUCUUGCAGCUCAAGAAAGCUUAUAAAAGGAAUGACAAGCCUCAAUUGCUAGCUUCUGUUAAAUUUGUUGCUGAUUUGGUGAAUCAGCAAGUGGCUCAUGAGACCAUUGCUCUAGAAUUGCUUACCGUGUUGCUCGAGAAGCCUACUGAUGAGGCUGUUGAAGUAGCCGUUGGCUUUGUCAAGGAAUACGGUUCGAUACUGCAGGGUCUCUCGCCUAAAGGCCUUCAUGGUAUCUUUGAGCGUUUUCGCGGAAUUCUUCGUGAAGGAGAGAUUGGCAAACGCGGCCAAUUUCUCAUUGAAGGCUUAUUUGCAAUAAGGAAAGCUAAGUUCCAAGGCUAUCCGGCGGUUCAAUCUGAACUAGACGUUGUGGACAUAGAUCCAGAAAUUUCCCUUGAUGUAUUCAAAGCUGAUCCCAAUUAUCUAGAGAAUGAGAAGCGUUAUCAAGAGUUAAAGAAUUCAAUUCUGGGUGAGGAGGAAGGAUCUGAGGAUGAGGAAGGCUCUAAUGCUGAUGAAGAUGAUGAAUCAGAGGUCAUAGAUCCAGAAACUUCCCUUGAUAUAUUCAAAGCUGAUCCCAAUUAUCUAGAGAACGAGAAGCGUUAUCAAGAGUUAAAGAAAACAGUUCUGGGUGAGGAAGAAGGAUCUAAUGCUGAUGAAGAUGAUGAAUCAGGUGAAGAAAGUAUGCAAAUUAAAGAUGAAACGGAGACGAAUCUGGUCGAUCUACGCAGGACAAUUUAUUUAACAAUAAUGUCUAGUGUGAAUUUAGAUGGAGCUGGUCAUAAGCUCCUUAAAAUCCAUCUAGAGUCUGGUCAAGAGAUGGAAUUGUGCAUCAUGCUUUUGGAAUGUUGCAGCCAAGAGAGAAUUUACCUACACAAUUAUGGUCUUCUUGGGCAGCGUUUAUGUAUGAUCAGCAAAGUGCAUCAAGAAAAUUUUGAGAAGUGCUUUGUGCAGCAGUACUCAAUGACUCAUCGACUUGAAACAAAUAAACUGCGAAAUGUGGCCAAGUUUUUUGCUCAUUUGCUUGGCACAGAUACUCUACCUUGGCAUGUGUUAUCCUAUAUUCGCUUGACUGAAGAAGACACAACUUCUUCGUCGCGUAUAUUUAUCAAGAUACUCUUUCAGGAAUUAUCAGAGCAUCUUGGCAUCAAGGUGCUAAAUGAAAGGUUGAAUGAGCCAACAAUGCAGGACUCUUUUGAAUCCAUAUUUCCUAAAGAUAACCUGAAAAACACAAGAUUCUGCAUUAACUUCUUCACAUCAAUUGGGCUUGGUGGUCUUACUGAGAACCUCCGUGAGUAUUUGAAUAAUAUGCCGCGCCUUAUCAAGCAGCAGAAGAAACAAGUUUCAGAUUCUGAAUCAGAGGAUGAGUCUGGGAGUUUUGAUUCAUCGGAUUCCAGAACAGAUAGUUCUGAGUCAGAGUCAGAAAGUGAUCGUGUGCAACAAAGAAAACGGAGGAGAAAGUAGAGAAUGUUUUUAGUCUUCAGGGCUCUUUCUGGAGUGUAGGUAUUCAAUUGCUUUCUUAGUAAGCUUAGUGAUUUUGAUGUCAUCAUAAGAAACAUUUGCACAGAACUAUGUUGAUUAAUGGCUUA